This is a messenger RNA of Colius striatus (speckled mousebird), 1610 nucleotides long. It is a transcript of the gene GPR37L1, whose product is annotated as G protein-coupled receptor 37 like 1. Gene Ontology annotation, molecular function: G protein-coupled peptide receptor activity. The transcript has 2 exons. Gene Ontology annotation, biological process: positive regulation of MAPK cascade; adenylate cyclase-inhibiting G protein-coupled receptor signaling pathway. Bases 75 to 1580 code for a protein of 501 amino acids. The record is from RefSeq and is a predicted model, not a curated record. Lineage: Eukaryota; Metazoa; Chordata; Aves; Coliiformes; Coliidae. Gene Ontology annotation, cellular component: plasma membrane; signaling receptor complex.
GGACGGGCCGCCCACAGCCCCGCGGUGCCGCUGCUCGGGGCUGCUCUGCCUUCCCGCAGGCUGUGGACGGGACCAUGAUGCGUUCGCUGCCGCUGCUCGUCCUCCCGCUGCUGCUGCUGCUGCCGGGGGCUGCGGCCGGGAGAGCCGGGGACGAGCCGCCCGGGGACGGCGGCGCACGGCGAGCACGGGGCACGGAUGGAGCGAGGGACGUGCCCGGCAUCUCCCGGGCCGGUGCCGGGCUGAGGCUGCUGAGGGAGCGGCCGCGCCGGGGCACUGACGAGGACUCCAAGUCGGUGCAGCAAUACGUGCCCGGCGUGCGAGUGGAGUUCCCGCGACCCUUCAACUCGGCCAACCUGCACCCAACCAGGGCGCUGCUGCCAUCCAGCACCGACCCAGCCGAGCAGCGGCAGGGGGGUCCCACGGAUGGGGAAGGAGCAGAGCCCCGGGUCAACCUCACCACGGCGUCCAACAAGCGUCUGCAGAUGCAGAACCCGCUGUACCCGCUGAGCGAGCGCUCGUACAGCGCCUACGCCGUCAUGGUGCUGGCACUCGGCGUCUUCGCCGUGGGCAUCGUCGGGAACCUCUCGGUCAUGUGCAUCGUGUGGCACAACUACUACAUGAAGAGUGCCUGGAACUCCAUCCUGGCCAGCUUGGCUUUCUGGGAUUUCCUCAUCCUCUUCUUCUGUCUGCCCGUGGUCGUCUUCAAUGAGAUCACCAAGAAGAGGCUGCUGGGGGACGUGUCCUGUCGCAUCGUGCCCUUCAUGGAGGUGUCAUCGCUGGGAGUCACCACCUUCAGCCUCUGCGCGCUGGGCAUCGACAGGUUCCACGCAGCCACCAGCCCCCAGCCCAGCGGCCGGCCCAUCGAGCGCUGCCAGUCCAUCAUCGCCAAGCUGGCCGUCAUCUGGGUGGGCUCCACCACUCUGGCAGUGCCCGAGCUGCUGCUGUGGCAACUGGCACAGGACACGUCCCCAGCGUCCGGGCUGGCAACAGAGUUCUGCACCAUGAAACCUUCAGCCAACCUCCCCGAGUCCAUCUACUCCCUGGUGCUCACCUACCAGAACGCUCGCAUGUGGUGGUACUUCGGCUGCUACUUCUGCCUGCCCGUGCUCUUCACCGUGAGCUGCCAGCUGGUGACCCGCAGGAUCCGCGGCCCCGCCAAGCAGCCCGAGUGCCGCGGCACGAAGCACAGCCAGAGCGAGGGACACCUCAACUGCACCAUCAUCGGCCUCACCGUCAUCUACGCCCUGUGCACCACCCCCGAGAACGUCUGCAACGUCGUGGUGGCCUACAUGUCCCCCGAGGUGGCCAAGCACACCUUGGACCUCCUCAACCUCAUCAACCAGUUCUUCUUGUUCUUCAAGUGCUCCGUCACCCCCGUGCUGCUGCUGUGUCUCUGCAGGCCCCUGGGCCAGGCCUUCAUGGACUGCUGCUGCUGCUGCUGCGAGGGCUGCGGCCCAGACGCCGCCUCCAGCGAGGGCAGCGCCGACGGCAAGCUCAAGACCGAGAUGUCUUCCUCCAUCUUCUUCGACAAGCCCCGGGAAUCGCCCCCUCCCCUGCUGGCGCUCGGCACGCCGUGCUAAGAGCCGCCCAGGAGCCGUAGAGAUCGUUCC